AUGGCAUCUCUUUACUCCACCCUAACCUACUGGCUCGUGCACCACCCCUACAUCGCCAACUUCACGUGGACAGAAGGUGAAAACCUUGGCUCCACCGUCUCCUUUGUCUUCGUCGUAAUCUCUGUUUACCUCUCCGCCACAUUCCUCCUUCGAUACUACAUCGAUGCACUCCCCACACUCGGUCCCCGUAUUCUCAAACCAAUCACAGCCGUCCACAGCCUCGUCCUCUUCUUGCUCUCCUUAGUCAUGGCCGUGGGCUGCACUCUCUCCCUGAUCUCGUCUCAAGAUCCCAAGUUGCGUUUGGUACACGCCAUCUGUCUCCCCCUCGAGGUGAAACCUAGCGGGCCACUUUUCUUCUGGGCUCAAGUCUUCUACCUCUCCAAGAUCCUCGAGUUCGUGGACACGCUUCUCAUCAUACUCAACAAAUCAACCCACCGGCUCUCGUUUCUCCACGUCUACCACCACGCCACGGUUGUGGUCAUGUGCUACCUCUGGCUCCGGACCCGCCAAUCUAUGUUUCCGGUUGGUCUCGUGAUGAACUCGACGGUGCACGUUAUCAUGUACGGUUACUACUUCCUCUGCGCCGUCGGGUCGAGGCCCAAGUGGAAGAUGUUGGUGACGAACUGUCAGAUUGUUCAGUUUGUUGUCGGCUUGGGGUUAGGAACCGGGGGAAUGCUCCCAAAGCAUUAUUUCGGGUCGGGUUGCUCCGGGGUUUGGGGACUUUAUUUCAACGGUGUGUUUAAUGCUUCACUCUUGGCUCUCUUCUACAACUUCCAUUCCAAGAACUAUGCGAGGUCUACAACCUCCAACAUGUAUAAGAUCGAAUCCUUUAUAUUUAUAAACGGAGAGAGGUGGGCGAAAAAGGCCAUAAGCUUAUUUUCGAAAAAAUAUGAUUAAAAAACUUUCUUGUUUGAUGUAUUGUUUGUUAGUUGCCACUCCAAAAUGUUGGGA
Molecule: messenger RNA, 951 nt
Organism: Capsella rubella
Lineage: Eukaryota; Viridiplantae; Streptophyta; Magnoliopsida; Brassicales; Brassicaceae
Product: elongation of fatty acids protein 3-like
Exons: 1
Coding region: 1-897 (298 amino acids)
Biological process (GO): very long-chain fatty acid biosynthetic process; fatty acid elongation, monounsaturated fatty acid; fatty acid elongation, polyunsaturated fatty acid
Cellular component (GO): endoplasmic reticulum membrane
Molecular function (GO): fatty acid elongase activity
Source: RefSeq, a predicted model, not a curated record